UACUCACUUAAUUUCAUUAUAAACUCAUGUUUAAAUGUUCAUGUUCCCUUUGGUGUUUCCCUUCAUGUUUAAAAACAAACGUAAGCAUGUAUGCUUUGUUAAAAACUGGUUCUUGAAAGCGCGCUAGCAUUGGAAAAGGAGCGAUAUAACGGGAAUGAUCACAACGGUACAUUUGAAACACGAAUCAUUGCAUUGUCACACAUAUAAUAUUAAAAUUGUGUUCAGUCAUGACGAAUACGGAUGAACAAAAAAAUGAAAAUGAAAAACAGGACACUGUGUGUAACUGGAUAAUGAGCUUAAAAAUGAAGACACUUUUAAAAGUGUUUCUCUAUACCGUAGUAGGUCCAUUACUCUUAUAUUGCCUGUUCUUUUCCCUUUCACACUAUCAAGAACAUUUAAUCAGGAUACACGCAAAAGUGUUCGAAAAAAAAGAGGGGAAUCCACAGUAUUUUAUAUACGCAAAAAGCAAUGAUACUGAAUAUUUGAAACACGUGUUUAUCGUGUUAGAACGCUUAGGCUUCAAACGGACCUAUAACAGCUCUAGUUGGGAUUUAUUGUGGGCACACGAUUACCCGUUCAGAGUUUUAAGUUCUAACUUAAAUAAAUUACAAGCUCAUCAGCGUGUUAAUCAUUUUCCAGGUUGUGGGUACAUCACUAACAAAGUAGAUUUAUCCACGACAGAAGGACGCUAUAUUUUACCAGCAUUUAAAAUACCAGAACAACAAGACGAAUUUUUAGAAUAUGCCAAAAAAUAUCCUGAGAAAAUGUUUGUAGAGAAAUCAAACGAUCAUCGAGGUAUUAGCGUUAAAAAUGUUGACAAUAUAAAUAUCACGGCAACAGGAUCUUUCGUACAAGAAUUCAUACAACGACCAUUUCUCGUAGAUGGUUAUAAAUUUGAUAUAGGAGUGUAUACUGUAAUUACAUCCGUCGAUCCUCUUAGGGUAUAUGUAUACAAAGGUGAUGCUUUAUUUAGAUUUUGUCCUAUAAAAUAUUAUCCAUUUCAACCAGACGUUUUAGACAAAUAUGUAGUCGGCGAUGAUUAUUUACCAAUCUGGAAUGUUCCAUCUUUAAAACGUUAUUACAAUGAAUUAAAAUUUUCAAUGAAAGAUUCGUUCGAUGCAUAUGUAAAAACGCAAGGAAAGAAUCCUGAAAAAGUCUGGCAUUCUAUUCAUGAAGCAAUUAAUGAAAUUAUUUUGUCGAAAGAAGGUUACAUUAAAGAGGCUAUGAAACGUUUCGGAAAUGGAAGAAAUUUUUUCGAAUUAGUUAGAAUUGAUUUUGCUCUUGAUGAAGAUUUAAAUGUUUAUACUAUGGAAGCAAAUAUGUCUCCGAAUUUAUCUUCAGCACAUUAUCCACCAAACCAGUUACUUUAUGAGCAAGUUAUAUAUAAUUUAUUUGCACUAGUGGGAGUAGGGCAACGAAUCAGAAAAGAUUCCCUGAAAAUAAGGAAUGAGAUGGAAAGACAAAUGGAAGUAGCAGAUAAGAAUUUAAUGGUUCUACCAGAACUAUGCACAGAGUGUGAUGAUUGUUUUCGUGUAGAAUGUCAACUUUGUGGCCCCUGUUUUACACCUGAAACUAAAUUGAUUUUGUCCCAAAGUUAUCUUGAACAUCAGAAUAAAAUGGACUUUCAAAGAAUCUUUCCACCACUUAUAACAAAAGAUAUGGUACUAAAGGAUUAUACAUUAAGAAAUCAGUUACUGAUAAGAUGGUAUCAAGGCAAAUGUGAAGUAGAUCAUUCAUGGUGUUCAUAACUAGAACAUUUUUAGUUUUAAUAUUUUUUACAAAAACCAUACACUU
Messenger RNA from Megachile rotundata (alfalfa leafcutting bee), 1794 nucleotides. It is a transcript of the gene TTLL15, whose product is annotated as tubulin tyrosine ligase-like 15. Lineage: Eukaryota; Metazoa; Arthropoda; Insecta; Hymenoptera; Megachilidae. The record is from RefSeq and is a predicted model, not a curated record. Gene Ontology annotation, biological process: protein modification process.